AUGGGGCACAUCCCCGCAGCUCCAAAAAUGUGGUGCGACGUGCCGAUGCUGAACGGCGGCGGCGGGCGGCUGCAGCUGGUGGCGGCGGCGCACAAGGAGCCGGCGGCGGCGCUGCUGGGCCCGGUGCCGCCCCCGCAGCCGCCCCCGCCCCCGCAGGCGGACAGGAGGCUCGCGUGGCGCCGGCUGCGCGCGGAGCUGCUGGUGGCGGGCGCCUGCUUCCUGCUCACCGUCGUCAACGGCUUCCCCAUCGGCUUCUCGGCCGUGCUGCUGCCGCAGCUGCGCUCCAACUCCUCCUCGCUGCCCACCUCGGACGACAUGUGCUCCUGGAUAGCGAGCAUCCACUCUGCGGUGACGCCGCUGGGCGCGCUGUCCUCCAGCUGGUUCUCGGAGCGGCUGGGCCGGCGCGCCACGCUGCAGCUGACGGUGCUGCCCAACGUGCUGGGCUGGCUGCUGCUCGCGCUCGCCAGGGACCACGCCGUGCUGCUCGCCGGCCGCGCCGUCUGCGGGUUCGCCGUCGGGCUCGCCGUGCCGCCCACGCAGGUGUACCUGGGCGAGACGUCGGAGCCGCGGGUGCGUGGCAUGCUGGCGGGGUCGCCGAUGGUGAGCUACUCGCUGGCGAUCCUGGUGGUGUACACGCUGGGCAGCUGGCUGGAGUGGCACACGGUGGCCUGGAUCAACACGGCGCUGCCGCUGGUUGCGCUCGCCGCCGUCUCGCUGGUGCCCGAGAGCCCCGUGUGGCUGGCGCGCAACGGCCGCCUCGAGCAGGCCCGGCGCGCCCUCACCUGGCUGCGCGGGGGCCGUUUCGCAGACCCCCACGAGGUGGAGGGGGAGCUGCAGGAGAUGGUGUCUCGCAUGCAUGCCGAGCAGGCGUCGGUGGCGGCGGCGGCGCGCUCGGGCAAGGCGCGGCCGUCGCUGCUGCAGACGUUCCUGCAGCCGCGCGUCUACCGGCCGGUGCUGAUCGUCAACCUGGUGAACAUGACGCAGAUCUUCUCGGGCACGUUCAUGCUCAUCUUCUACUCGGUGGACCUGAUCCGCGAGGCGGACGAGGCGGGCGAGGUGGGCGUGGGCGGCGAGUUCGGGGCGGCGGUGCUGACGGCGGCCGUGCGGCUGGCCGUGGCGGUGCUGGCGUGCGCGCUGCUGCUGUGGCUGGGCCGCCGGCCCAUGGCCGUGGGCGCGGGCGCCGCCACCGCCGCCGCCGCCUGCGCCGUGGCCGCCGUGUGCCGGCUGCGCGAGGCGCGGCCCCCGGGCCGGCCCGCCGCCCCCGGCGAAGCGCCCGCGCUCGUCGCCUGCCUGCUGCUCUACAUCGCCGCCAACACCGCCGGCUUCUUCGUGCUGCCCAUCGUCGCCACGGGCGAGCUGCUGCCGGCGCGCGUGCGCGGCAUCGCCGGCGGCUACAUCUACUUCUUCUUCAACCUGGUGCUCUUCGCCGUCGCCAAGCUCUUCCCGGUGGCCGUGCGCGCCGUCGGCGUCUCCGGCGUCUUCUGGGCCUUCGGCGCCUUCUCGCUGCUGGGCACCGUCCUCAUGUACCUCGCCGUGCCAGAGACCAAGGGCCGCACGCUCAACGAAGUCGAGGACUACUUCGACGGCGAGAACGCGCUCUGGGUGACCAGGAGGAAGGGCAGCGAGUUCUCCAAUCGCCGGGCCGCCUACAAAGCUUGAGGGCUUACGAAAACUGUGCGGUGAAGCAACGGAGUUAGCAGCCACGUGCAGGGAUCGCCGUGGAGCAGCACAGAGCUAAGAGAAAUCCAGUGGAGAAACAUUCCGAGUGACAAAAUUGUCGAGGCCUUCGAGACCAGUUGUUGACUUACUGCGUUUCGCCUUCCACGUCGUGAUUCCUGGCCGACGUUUCUUCUACGACUUUCCUGACUGGGCGUUCGAUCCCAGUCCACUGCACGCAAUGGAAGGUGAACCUUUGACAGUGCCAGCCACUCGUGCCGGGGGAAGCCAGAAAAAUCUAUUGAUCCGAUGGAACUGCAUUUUUCUGGCGAUAUACGAUUCUCAACUCUAUCUUCGCUGAGGAUGGAAUCUGAAGUAAUGAAUUAAAAUUCGUGCCAACGCCGGCCGGACCUUGAUCCCAGAUUUCCUGCUUACUACACAGAUGUACUAACCAAUUACACAAGCCUGCCAUUUUGCGUACCACAGCUCCACAGACAACCAUAGUCCACUGGCCGAAGUAAGGCUGUGAGGACGGGGCGUGAGUCGUGCUUGGGUAGCUCAGUUGAUAGAGCACUUGCCCGCGAAGGGCAAAGUUCGAGUCUCCGUCCGUUACACAGUUUUAAUCUGCCAGGAAGUUUCAUAUCAGCGCACACUCCGAUGCAGAGUGAAAAUCUCUUUCUGGAAUCAUAGUCAAAUUCCCUCCAUAACACAAGGAGGCUUCAGCACAUUUUCCCCUUCAUAAAUCGCCAGUAUUGCCGAGGUUCAGCGAUACUGAAAUAGCACUUUUAUGUCUGCCUGGAGCGGCAAUUGGAAUUGAUAGCAGGACGAGACCGGGGUGUGACGCAAGAUCUGAUGGCCGAGGAAAGAUUAGUCUCAAAGUAAGGUUCCAGCGAUCAGGAGGAUUACAUAUCUUUAUUCUCCACACUGAAGCACGCACCGUCUAUUGAUGUCAUAGCAAGUAGCUACGUGAUUAAGUUCACAAUACAAUUCACAAAUCCACAGUGCAAUCCAAAUCGUAACUAAGUUCUAAGCCCAAGGUUGUCAUAUAAGGUCUAUACAAUAACACUUCGAUAUUAACACAGCUAGCGAGCAAGAGCGAGUGGCCGUGGCAUCAGGUCUGUGCUCCCGUUAUAUCUUGUGGCCAUAGAGGGAGCUGCAGGCAACAACUAUUGAAUGGCGCGACGUCUUGAGCCGGAGAUGAUGCCAUGAACCUCUGGCGGCCGCGAUGUGAAGCUAAGGCCGACCACCGCGCACGUGCAGCCGGGCUGAGCGACGGCAGGGCGCACGUGAUUCGGUUAGGUCCGCGGACAUAGCAAGCACCCCAGCUUUCUACGUAAUGAGGAAAUCAUGCCUAUAACUCAGGUGUAGGUGAUCGAAUGGAAUUGCAUUUCCCUGGAAUCGGACGCGUCUCAGCUGUACCUUCGUUAAGGACAGAAGAGCUUAAUUGGUUUGUCUUAGGGAGAGCAUUCGACUAGGGCGUCCGAGCAGCUGUACGAGCUACAGUGCCACAGUGGUGUAGUCGUUAGCACAUCUGUCCAGGAAGCAGGAGACCCGGCUUCAACUUCCGGUCUUAGCAAGAAAUUUAAUUCAUUACUUCAGCUUCUUUCCUUAUUUCGGUAAAACUUUUAAACAAAAAUCGGCCAAAGAUCCCGACGCAAGAGCCAACUGGCCAUUGUUCCGAGUGAGAUCAGCAGAUAGCUCUAGUUCCAGUAACAGAGUCGCACGUAAGAAGCCAAAGAGCAGCCCAAGAGUAGAGUCAAUGUCAAGGAUCCGAUAUCCUGGUGUAGCGACAAUUUACCAUGACAUUCAUAACAAUGCACAACUAGCUGUUGCCUGUGUGGCCAGUCCGUAUAUCUGCAGAGCAGCUGCCAGACUUAUAGCCCACUGCCGCCGCAGAAGGCCUUGCGUCUCACGCUGGUAGUGCCCUCGGUGGUGUGACAAUAGCUAUAGAUCUCAUAUCGCUGACUGAUGCGAGUGCCAGGCGGCCAUUCCCUCCCUACCUCAGACUUACCUGCAGAGUAUCCACGCUGCCUCGUAUUACAAUUUCCCUUCGGCACCUACUACAGUACUACUCCACCACUUACAAUAAUCUUGAAUCACGCGUUUGGCACCACCACCAUUCUCCAAUCAAUACCAAGUAACCUGAUGGCCAGGAGACGAGUUAAACGGCAGAGGAAACAUUGUACAAAGACUGAAUCACUAGAUACCUGGAAAAGUUAUUACAGUGCAAGCAACAGUUCCAUAGAACCUUAGUACAAACUAGUAGGUUCGUUACUCAGUAUUAUAUUUCUUUCGUUCCUGAAGAAUAAUUUUUGAGUGAUUUGUCAAACUGCCUUGAACAUGUAGGGUUCUCACUGAAGAGAGACUGAGCUUUUUAAGGUGUAAGUGAUUUGUGAAACUCAGUUAUUUUGUAGACUGUGAUCUGUGUCAUCUAGCACUGUUACAAUACACUUGUAUUUUUGGAACACUUACAUGACAAAGAUUUAGUGAACGGUGCCUUAUGGAUUGUGGACCAUUUUAAUACCAGAAUUAUAAGUUUUGUCUAAUAGAAUUUUUACUGUAAAAUACAUAUUUUAUUUGCGGCCAGUACUGAACCAUAGGAAGAAAAUGGAAGGAAAAUGUACUUAUUUCUGUCUCUCUUAUGGUGUUUCCUUGAAUGUACUUAUCGUUUUUUCGUGCAGCACUGUUGCUCAUUUACCUAUUAUUAGCAAACGUAACAUUUAUUUGUUUUAAGUUAAUACUGAAGGGACUUUAUAUGUUAUUUUCGUUUCAGUGUCAGAGUGUAUGUGUUACGAAUCACAACAUUUGUCUGAGACAGAGUACGCCCUCCAUAUACGAUAUGUAUCAGUCAUGAUAAUAUAAACAUUCAUUAAUUUGAGUAUAUAUGUAAUAGAUAUAAAUGUGCAUGAUCCUGUUAUUUUACCAAUAGUCUAUUUACUUUACACAUGCUGUGCUAUUUUUUGGACUACUUGUGAUCCCUAUUAUGCCAUGUGUGCUCUCUCAUACAUUAUAUGUUAUGAUGAGGAUAAAUUUUUUGUAACAAUGAAACAGUUGCAACAUUUUUUUCGUUUCUGAUAUGUAACAAUAUUUAUGUCUGUAUAAUUAACUCAUGCACACAAAGGACCAUCUCUU
Molecule: messenger RNA, 4788 nt
Organism: Schistocerca piceifrons (Central American locust)
Lineage: Eukaryota; Metazoa; Arthropoda; Insecta; Orthoptera; Acrididae
Product: facilitated trehalose transporter Tret1-like
Exons: 5
Coding region: 1-1659 (552 amino acids)
Biological process (GO): transmembrane transport
Cellular component (GO): membrane
Molecular function (GO): transmembrane transporter activity
Source: RefSeq, a predicted model, not a curated record